Messenger RNA from Saccostrea cuccullata (small rock oyster), 1769 nucleotides. RefSeq names its product translocating chain-associated membrane protein 1-like. The record is from RefSeq and is a predicted model, not a curated record. The coding region runs from base 101 to 1219 and encodes 372 amino acids. The transcript is spliced from 12 exons. Gene Ontology annotation, cellular component: endoplasmic reticulum membrane. Lineage: Eukaryota; Metazoa; Mollusca; Bivalvia; Ostreida; Ostreidae. Gene Ontology annotation, biological process: SRP-dependent cotranslational protein targeting to membrane, translocation; protein insertion into ER membrane.
CAAGUAUAGCAAUGCAUUGUGGGAAUAACGCCGUCAACUUCCUUUCAUAACGCCGGCCUUUUAUCGCCACAUCGACUUCACGAGUCAAGCUGCUGAGAAGAUGGGAAUGCGAAGACCAAGAAGCACAAAGAACCCUCCGGUGUUCAGUCAUGAGUUUUUCAUCCAGAAUCACGCAGACAUUGUGUCAUGUGUGGCCAUGGUUUUUGUCAUAGGACUAAUGUUUCAGGCAACAGCUCCAGUGGCAUCUCUCUUUGUGACACUACAGAACAAUGUCACUAAAACUAAUAAUGACACUGGGGAGGAGGUGACCAGCUACAUGGUGGGACUGAAGGACCUCUUCUGUGUCUUCUUCUACCUCCUCAUCUGUAUCGUGGUCCACGCAGUCAUCCAGGAGUACAUUCUGGAUAAACUGAACAGGAAAAUGCAUUUGUCUAAAGUAAAGCACAGCAAGUUUAAUGAGUCUGGACAGUUACUGGCGUUUUAUGGAGCUUCUGCUGUGUGGGGCGCUGACAUCAUCAUCAAGGAAGGUUUUGUGAAUAUUAACCAGCUUUGGGAAAAUUACCCACAUAGUGAGCUGUCGUUCAUUGUGAAGUUUUUCUUCAUCAUGCAAAUUUCCUACUGGAUCCAUUGUUUCCCUGAGCUUUAUUUCCAGAAAGUGAAGAAGGACGAGAUGUCAUCAAGAAUUCAGUACGCAGUUCUUUACCUUGUAUUCAUAUCUGGAGCUUUCUUCUUAAAUUUCAACAGAGUAGCCCUUUGUAUGAUAGUACUUCACUACACAGUAGAAUUUGUCUUCCACCUCGCUCGUCUUUUGUACUUUGCUGAGAAAACUGACUUAGCCAAUCAUGGAUUUAUGGUUUUCAAUGCUCUGUUUGUGCUAGUUAGACUGGGAACUAUUACCUUGUCUGUCUUAACCUUUUGGUAUGGUUUAGAGCAGACCAACCAACCCAAUAUUGAUGUAGCGACAGGAAAUUACAAUACUCAAAUGAUUAGGAUAAACUGUCUGGCUGCCGUGUGUCUCCUGCAGGCCUGGAUGAUGUGGAACUUUAUUAACUUCCAUCUCCGAAGAAUGAGGGAACGGGGAGCUGCUUCCAGAAAGCUUAGGUCUCCCAAGAAAACCAAAUCUAAGGCUUCAGAUGAGGAUAUAAGCUCACUGCCAGAGGCUGAUCAGAACACUGCCACCGAGAACGGCAUCAGGGCCAGAAAAGUCAAGAAAAACUAAGAGAACACCAUCUUAUGGCCAAGUACUGGUGAAGCAUCACACGCAACAGAGGCUUAAAGAAAUAGAAAGGAUCUGAAUUUAUUUUGUUUAUUUUGAGUAACUUUUUAUAUUUUUAAGCAGUAAAGAAAACUGGAAUUGUUAUUUAAUGAGAAUGAUUUAAGAAAAAUUUUCUUCAGUCAAGUAGAUCAUAAGUUGUUUAUAAAAAUUUUUUUUUAUAAAACUUUGCAGUUUGUUUGGUUAUAAUAUUGUUUGUUGCAGUGUUACAUAAUUUGCUAAUUCCUCUGCCAAAUUGAUUGAUUUUAAAUAAUUAUAUAUUUAUAGAAACAAGGUUGUUUUAAAAGUUGCUUGCAAAGAUGAGUAAAAUGUUCAACAUUUGUUAAAUUGUUUUUAAUGUAAUUGUUACAUUUGUAGUUCAUACAAAUGAUACAUUUGUAGGAUGUUAGUGUUUAUAUCACACAGUGCAAGCUAAUGUCAUUAUCAGACAUUCAACAAACAAGAAAAAAAAAUGUAGAAAAAGACCUAAGCAAAAAAUGUGACAUUGCAUUGUAUG